Messenger RNA from Linderina pennispora, 969 nucleotides. RefSeq lists its product as uncharacterized. The coding region runs from base 1 to 969 and encodes 322 amino acids. Lineage: Eukaryota; Fungi; Kickxellomycota; Kickxellomycetes; Kickxellales; Kickxellaceae. The record is from RefSeq and is a predicted model, not a curated record. The transcript is spliced from 4 exons.
AUGUCUGCUACUCCAAUGGCCAUGUCGAAUGCAGGCUGGACAAAGCCGUUCGAGCAGAUCGAAGCCAUAGUGUUUACCCAAACCCCCACCGACAACUUUAACGAGCAACUCCGGGCACUGUCUACAGCCAUCACCACCUACCUCGAUGGGCAAAAGCCAGACGAGGCAAAAGAGGACGAGGCACACAAGAAGCUUGCCAACGAUCUGGCCCAAAUCGCAGUGGAGGGCUUUGUCGCUGGGCAGCGCAAGGAAAUCGACCGGUACAACCAGGAGGAAUUCCUGAAGGCCGCCGAGGGCCGCGAGGAGACGAGCGCGCGCACAGAUGCCAAUGGCACGAGCCGCGGAGUGCAGAUCCACAAAGACGAGACAAAGACAGAGACGGGUGCGCUGGAGCGGUCCACAGGCGCGGUGCAGAAGGAGCAGCCACCUAAGGCGCCGCAGAAGCUGGACGGACUGCAGGAGCGGGUGGAGAACAUCCGGCAGCAUCUCAACGCAAAAUUUGUGCCUAGUUCGGCGAGCAUCUUCCGGCGCGUGGCUGCGCUUGAAGACAAGAUCAUGCUGCUGGAGCGUGAUCUGCCCGAGUGGGCGGCGGCCAAUUUUUGCCAGCCGAACCGGCAGUACACACAGCCGCCGCCAAUCACCAUGUAUAGGAUACUGUCACCCGACAGCAGCGAAGUCCCAGAGCGUACAAGGGCGGCUGCAAGGACGGGCGGAGGCAAGUCGACGCGGAUGCCGGCUGGCAAGCAUCACCGGGCGUACAGCAAGCCGUAUCAACCAAAGCGCCAGGGCUCGGGCAAGCCCAUCUUCCAUGCGUGUGGUCGCGGCGUCAACUCGUCACUGACACGGUCGGUUAUUGCCCAGCUGCAGAUGCGCCAGCAGGCGGCAGCAGGUAUACAGAAACCUAAAGGCAAUGCUGAGCAGUCACAGUCGCCGGCAUCACAUCCUCAGGUGAAGAACGAGCCAGUUUAA